GCAAAGUAAAUGGACUUACUGCUUUCCUUGACCUACUACUGAAAAAUGCAUUCUCCAUCCAAUACUCAGCCUGAAAACAAACACACACACUUUUUCAUCACUUUUUAAAGAUUUAAUGGGCUAGACUUGUUCUCCCUUAAAACUUAUUCUCAGGAAUAGGCAAUUUUCUAGACUCCGGAGAGCAUUUAUUUGCCUCUCUCUUGUGCUAACGCAUUCAGUGAUAGUAAAUUAGGUCUUGAAAGAGGCCCGUUCAUUGUUUGGUGCCAUUGGUGUGCACCAGCAGAAAUACUCAGUGGGCUGAAAUAAUGUAUUGGCAUCCUGAGCACCGACCCUAAGCAGCUUAGAUCCAAAACAGAGACUUGCUUGCACAACACUUCCAAAGGAUUGUGCAUCUGGAAAUGUUUUUAGGAUCAGCUAUAUUUUCAGCCUGGUGAAGGAGGUCAGCAGACAUUUUCCCUGUUUAAAUGGGAUGGGGGGGGAGCGCGGUUGGAGGGAGGUCACAGUCACACAAGGUUAUGGAGAAGCCAGAUGGCAGACAGGGAGAAUUCUAGCAAUAACUCCCCAGGGUUCCUGGAGACCGCGACUUCCAGAGUAGACCGGUGCUUGAAUCGCGAUCCAGAUCAAGGCCUUCCGACCCAAGGGUGAGCCUAGGUGAGGACCAACCACUGCCCCCUCCCCCCGCCCAGUAGGCUUCCGCAGAGGCGGGGCGCUCCGCUGGGUUGGAGCUGGCAGGGCCAGGUUCGGCAUGCUAUUUGGAGAGAAGGGACGAGACCCGAAAGCCGAGUUUGGUAGAGGUGAGCUGGGUGGGAGCUCAUUCCAACUCCCCCAUGCAGAAGGUCUGCAGGUAAACAAAAACGUUCCCCACCCCGCCACCGAUCUGUCCCGGGUCCCGGCGUAAAGAGGGCGGGAGGGGGGCGGGUCCCGGGGCGGGUCCCUCCCCGGGCUGCGCACCCUCUGGGCGGGGAGCGCGCACCGCCCUCGCCCCCCCCCGCCUAGGGGUCUCCUCCCCAGCGCGCGUUCCCCGCCCCCUCUCCGGGCGGCGGCGGCGGCGCAGGGGAAGGGGCGGGCGGGGGCCGGCUCUCUCCUCCCACCGCGCUCCCGCCGCACACGCUUCCCGGCACCGAGCGAGCGAACGGCGGCGAGGCGGCGCGGGCCGGCCCCGCUUCCUUCUCGCCGCCGGCGCAGUUCUCGGGCGGGCGCGCGCCGCGAUGGCCCGGGGCGAGCGGGGCUGAGCCCGCCGCCCGCCCGCCCGCUCGCCCGCCGGCCCGCCGGCCCGCCGGCCCAGCCAUGGCGAAGCAGUACGAUGUGCUGUUCCGGUUGCUGCUGAUCGGGGACUCCGGGGUAGGCAAGACCUGCCUGCUGUGUCGCUUCACCGACAACGAGUUCCACUCCUCGCACAUCUCCACCAUCGGUGUUGACUUUAAGAUGAAGACCAUAGAGGUAGAUGGCAUCAAAGUACGGAUACAGAUUUGGGACACAGCGGGGCAGGAGAGAUAUCAGACCAUCACAAAGCAGUACUAUCGACGGGCCCAGGGUAUAUUUUUAGUCUACGACAUUAGCAGCGAGCGCUCUUACCAGCACAUCAUGAAGUGGGUCAGUGAUGUGGAUGAGUAUGCACCAGAAGGUGUCCAGAAGAUCCUUAUAGGGAAUAAGGCUGAUGAAGAGCAGAAACGGCAGGUGGGAAGAGAGCAAGGGCAGCAGCUGGCUAAAGAGUACGGCAUGGACUUCUAUGAAACAAGUGCCUGCACCAACCUCAACAUUAAAGAGUCCUUCACGCGCCUGACCGAGCUGGUGCUGCAGGCCCACAGGAAGGAGCUGGAAGGUCUGCGGACACCCGCCAGCAAUGAGUUGGCCCUGGCGGAGAUGGAGGAGGAUGAGGGCAAACCUGAGGGCCCGGAGAACUCUUCAAAAACCUGCUGGUGCUGAGCAUCUUGCGUGGAGCGCCCCGCACAGUCCUCUCUCCCCGCAGGAGGGCUGCGGGCACACAGGGAGCCUGGGCUUUGCCCUGCUUCUCUUCUCCUUCGGGUGACCCUGUGGAAUCUCGGCCACUGCUCCUCCCCCUGCCUGGCUCCGGGGAGCAGCUCCUCUGUCCUGUCCGAGCAGCCUCGCCCCCCUCCCCCCACCCUCCCCCCGGGAUGGCCCCCUCCAGCCUGUUUCCCCAGCCACAGGCCUGCUUCAAGCCCCUGAUGUGCUAUGAGCACUGCCUCACUACCCUGAGGUCCCAGACGAUGGCCCAGUCUGGAGUCAAGGCCACUGGAGGUUCCUUCUCUCUCAGUGCAUCUGGUCUCCUCUCCGCUUCUCCUCGCUUCUUCCCACCUUUCUGUCCCUUCCCCUCAGCUGUGUUCCUAUCAAAGCCCUCCCCCCGCCCCCCCACGUGUCCUGUGUGGCUGCUGGUACAGCACCUUUCAAUUCCUCCCUCUUUGCCGGGCCGAGGGAGUGGACUCAGGCUCAGGGGCACGUUCCCUGCUCUGCUCUGGGAGAAGCCCCACCCCGCUUUGUGGGAAAUUCUUCCCGUCCUCUCCUCCCCGCCGCCCCUUCAUGUGCCAUGGGCCUGCCUCCCCGGUGACUGGGGAAAGAGGAACGGCAAGAGAGGAAGGAAAGCCCAAACUGGUGGUCCCCACGCCUGGGGUUGUCCUACACCCCACCCCCACCCCGCCCCAUCCCCAGCUUCCGCUGCACUUGGCUGCCUGCCCUCCUGCCUCUUGGGGGAACUGAGUUUCAGAGAAGAAAAAAAAUGAUGAGGGGUGGCAGGGAUAAGAAGUAACCUCAACCUCUCUACCUGCCCUGCAGUACAUACACUAUUUCUCCCUGACCCGGGCUCCCGAAUUUAAAGAUGUGGACCAAGGCCUGAGGGCACUGCAGGGGCAUGGAGAGCCCUGGGGCCAACCACACACUCCAGGAAGGGGAGGUGUUUGGAAAUGAAGGACCAGCUCCUAAGUAUCAAGUUAAGAGCCAGGACAGCAGUUUGCAAAGCAGAGGGGAAUUCGGCAGCAGCAGAGAUUCCUGGGCCCCAUCUUCCAUUUCUUAUGUAAGAAGGGCACUUCCCCACCGCCCCGGCAGGUGAGAGGUGACAGAACCACGCUGGUGUUCUUUCACCGAGCCCAGCCUUCCGCUCUCAAGGCUUUCCUGAGACCCAGAGUUUGUGGGAGAAGGGCAGGGGGCUCACGGGCAGAAAGCAGGCGAGCCCUGGGUAGGAAUGCUUGGUGCUGUUCCCUUCAGCCUUCAAGACCAAGUGCUCAUCUUGUUCCUCAGCUCCUGAGUCAGAGGCCUGAGGGUUUGCCAACUGCACUGUGGCUACAGGUGGAGGGAAGCGGACUCCCUCCUCCAGGGCCCUUUGUUUCAGGAAGAAGUUUCUUUAACCCCAUAUGGUCCAAGAGUCGUUUGCAGGAGGCCCUUUAAGGAGGGAACAAGUCAGUUACCAGCCCUAGUAGGGUUCCUCCCCACCUUCCCAAGAUGGGAGAAGCCUAGGGAGGAGGAUCAGUCUUAAGCUGCGUUGCAUGGCUGGCGCUGGAGUGAAAACAAAACUGGGCAUCGAACAUUCACUAAUUAAAGACUAAAAUCCAGGACACACACAUGUGAAGGGUUAAGAGCCCCACUUCCUUACUCCUCUGAAAAAAUGGGUGGGGUUGAAAUUGCCAAACCUUUCCUCUGACUCUUAUCAAAUCAGGAGAGGGCAGGAGAGGGUAGCUCAGGAUGAGGGAAUGGGGGAUGGGUUAUUGUAGUGGAAGGAAAAGGAAGGCAGGAAUAGUUAUAAAUCGUCAGCUAAUGAGAAAUGUAAAGAGCUGCCUCUUUAGGACGAAGUCAUGACCACAGCUGAGGAUGUUUCCUUGAGAACUAACUCCUCAGCUGUUAAAACAUGCAGCAUCACUCUGGGGUGGGGAGGUCAGCAGUGCCAACCCGCGGUGUGCCCUCAGCCAGGGGCUUGGGGGAGGGGAAGUUAUACUGGCCACUGGCUCCAACCUGUGGUCACUGUUGCUGCUUUCCCUGAAGAUCUGGCCGAGUACCAUUGCCUUUCUCUCCUAGCCCCCCUGGGGAAGAGGGACUAUAUUUUUACUGUACCCUAGGGGUUCUGGAAGGGAAAACUUGGGGUUAGGAUUCUAUGGCCUGAGAAGCCCCAUCCGUAAGGGCCACAGCUGGGGAGAGGUAUGGGGCAGGAGAGGGGUUGGGAUUUUAGGGUGCAGCUAUGCUCAUGAGGUACCAGAGUCAGCCUCUCACCCCUAAACUUCUCCAGUCCCGGACGCAGCCUGGGACCUGGCCUUAGACUGUUGAGCAGGUGCGCCUGCCUGUUGGCUCCACCUUUGCACCUGUUGUCUUGAGGUUCGGCACAGCCCCAGGCUCUCCACCUGCUCCUGAGCCCCAGCAGUUCCCUGUGACGGGUAAACUUCGUGUGCUGUGUCUCGGGUCCAGGAUAUGAAUUGUGAGCAGGGUUCAUCUAUUUUAAACACAGAUGUUUACAAAAUAAAGAAUAUUUCAAGUCA
Molecule: messenger RNA, 4478 nt
Organism: Aethalodelphis obliquidens (Pacific white-sided dolphin)
Lineage: Eukaryota; Metazoa; Chordata; Mammalia; Artiodactyla; Delphinidae
Gene: RAB15
Product: RAB15, member RAS oncogene family
Exons: 7
Coding region: 1288-1926 (212 amino acids)
Biological process (GO): Rab protein signal transduction
Molecular function (GO): GTPase activity; GTP binding
Source: RefSeq, a predicted model, not a curated record